Aricia agestis (brown argus) is the source of this 2752-nucleotide messenger RNA. RefSeq names its product facilitated trehalose transporter Tret1-like. The transcript has 4 exons. The record is from RefSeq and is a predicted model, not a curated record. Gene Ontology annotation, biological process: transmembrane transport; carbohydrate transport. Gene Ontology annotation, molecular function: sugar transmembrane transporter activity. Lineage: Eukaryota; Metazoa; Arthropoda; Insecta; Lepidoptera; Lycaenidae. Gene Ontology annotation, cellular component: membrane. The coding region runs from base 383 to 2254 and encodes 623 amino acids.
UCAAUAGAUAACUUGAAUCCGAGCUGCCAACAUUUAAGUUGUAGCGACGUGAAAAAAUUGAAUGUUGUGUACCCUUGCGGGUUACCGGCGCGAAAUAGAAACUGUUGAAUGAACAUUGAGACAUUACUAAAUAACAGUCGUAUAACACGCUUCGUACGUUCGAGUGGUGUGUUAAAUCGAUUCGCAGCUGUUCCCGCGAUAUCGUUCUUUACAAACUGAAACACGAGUGAUGUGCGAUUUACUUAGCUGAAAUUCGCGAAUCUGGAUUUUAAGGAACAAUUGGAGUACAGGAGAGAAACUGAUACUCAAAGUGUUACUCGUAUAAGACUCUACCACUUCGACGUUCCUUGACGACUGAAAACGGACUUAUAAAGUGAUCAAGAUGAGUUUUAAUAAGAAUAAUCCCAACGCGGUGGGGAAGAUCAUGGGCUACCUCAAGCAGCUGUCCACCGAAAUGGGUGGAAGCGAGACUGGGCGUCGCGGGCAGGCGGACGAGGAACGACUGCACCGAUCGAGAUCAAAGUAUUACCGAGUCCCUUCGAGACCUACACUCUCAGCUUCGACCACUUGCACGUCUCUGGCGACAUCGUGCGGCUCCCAGGGCACCUUGGUCCCGAACUACGCCACUAUCCCAGAAAACGUAUCCACGGAGAGCAGCAGCGAGGACGAGCAGGACUCCUUCGAGAAGACCCGUCUUCACUUCCAACAGCUACGUCAAAUAAGUUUGGGCAACGAGUUCAAAUACAAGAUGGAGAUGGAGAUAAAGAAUGAAAAUCUCCGAAACUCCGUGCCAUACGUGAAGCAGCUUAGCACCGACGGUGCUAAGACGAAGGGUGAUUACAGUAUAAAUGGUGAUGCAACCCCGUAUGGAGCAACAACCAAGAGGAUAUACCUUUGGACUCAGUUCCUGGCGGCAAUAGCAGUGUCCAUGGGUUCUCUUAUCGUCGGAUUUUCAUCGGGCUACACCUCACCCGCUCUACCGAAGAUGAACGCUACACUUACUAUUACCACAAGCGAGAGCAGCUGGAUAGGCGGUUUGAUGCCGUUAGCAGCGCUCGUCGGCGGCAUAGCGGGGGGACCUCUCAUAGAAGGUUUUGGACGGAAACUGACAAUCAUGGCUACUGCUGUACCGUUUUUCGUCGGCUGGGCUCUCAUUGGCAGCGCAGUUAAUGUCUACAUGGUACUUGCUGGACGAGCCUUAUGUGGAGUAUGCGUUGGAGUCGGAAGUCUCGCUUUCCCAGUAUACCUGGGGGAAGUAAUUCAACCGGAAGUCAGAGGCGCUCUGGGACUCCUGCCAACAGCGUUCGGUAACACGGGUAUUCUUCUAGCCUACUUCAUCGGAUACUUCCUCGACUGGACGCAUCUCGCAUUCUUCGGUGCAGCGCUUUCUGUGCCCUUCUUCCUAUUGAUGCUCUUGACACCCGAAACACCCAGAUGGUACGUGACCAAAGAUCGUGUCCAAGAUGCUCACAAAUCUUUGCAAUGGCUCAGAGGAAGAAACAACAAUAUCGACAAGGAAAUGCGCGACCUCACCCGCACUCAGACCGAGUCAAACAUGGCGGGAAGCAAUGGACUGAGGCAAUUGUUCUCGAGAAAAUACGCCCCGGCUAUUCUCAUCUCCCUCGGUCUUAUGAUUUUCCAACAGUUCAGCGGUAUCAAUGCAGUUAUAUUCUAUGCUGGAAACAUUUUCGAAAUGUCAGGAAGCACCGUUGACAAGAAUCUGUGCGGAAUCAUCAUUGGAGUUGUGAACUUCAUUUCUACGUUCCUGGCUACAGCCAUAAUUGACCGUUUGGGCAGAAAAAUGUUGUUGUAUAUUUCCUCGGUAUCUAUGAUUGUUACUUUAGUUACAUUGGGAUCAUAUUUCUACCUUAGAGACUUAAAUGUUGAUGUCAGUAGCUACGGAUGGUUGCCUUUGUUGUGUCUGGUCGUAUAUGUACUGGGAUUCUCUAUCGGAUUUGGACCAAUUCCUUGGCUGAUGUUGGGUGAAAUUUUACCAUCAAAGAUUAGAGGAAACGCAGCAUCCUUGGCUACUGGCUUGAACUGGACCUGCACUUUCCUUGUAACGUUUUCGUUCCAUGAAAUUGUAAAGAUGCUAAAAAUGUCAGGCACAUUUUGGAUGUUUUCAGUCAUUUGUAUGGCAGGGUUAUUGUUUGUAAUAUUCUUCGUCCCCGAGACUCGAGGCAAGAGUUUGGAGGAAAUUGAGAAAAAACUAACGGGUGGGUCGAGGAAAAUUACAAUCCAUUCCAGAGCUUAGAUAAAGAUAGAUAUAGAUAUUAUCUAUUGUGAUUUAGUGAGAAGGAUUAGGGUUGUGUAACACGAUGUUGUCAUCGUGUGUGAUGAAGACUGACUUUGGAUUCUCUAGUUAUUAAUUAUUAUAGUGUAAAUAUGGUAAAUUAUGUUAUCUAUAGAUUAAUUAUUAUAUGGUUAAGUAAAUCGAUGGUUCCUUUAGCUGUACCGAUUAAGAAUAUUUGUGUAGCAUUAAUGAUAUACUAAUCUGUGUUAUAUCAUUGGUCCAGUACUUUUCAAGAUACAAAUUUAGUUUUAUUUAGACAAAAUAUUGAUCUGUAUCUUACUUAGUAAUGUUGAUCAUGACAAAGUGAGUAACAUAGUUAUAAUAUAUUUAGUACUUAGCGGAGUUAAUCCGUGGAUUAUUAAACAAAUUAAUACUUAUUUAUGUAAGUCCGUAUAUUACGGGCUGCAUGUUUAUUUUUGUUAUUUUUAUUAUUAAAAUAUAAGAAAUAAGUGAUUUUUA